Messenger RNA from Penicillium angulare, 537 nucleotides. RefSeq lists its product as uncharacterized. The transcript has a single exon. NCBI's taxonomy places the organism in Eukaryota, Fungi, Ascomycota, Eurotiomycetes, Eurotiales, Aspergillaceae. Bases 1 to 537 code for a protein of 178 amino acids. The record is from RefSeq and is a predicted model, not a curated record.
AUGACCUCUCGAGCAUCUCUAAUAGACUCAACCCACUCCCUCCUCAACGCCAUAACAACCAACUCCCCCAUCACAACCAUAACCUCAACCUUCACCAGCUCCCCCGAACCUCUAAUUCACGAACACGGACUACAACAACUAGCCCCUUUCCUCGGCCGCACAUUCACAGGAGCAGACGGCAUAUCUCAAUACUUCGACAUCCUAUCCCAAUUCCUAGAAAUCAACUCUAUGGACUUCGAACCUGAUUCCGAAUGGAUAGUCGACGAGAGUACCAUGUGCGUUUGUCUACGGGGUGCAGCAACGUUUAUAUGGAAGGAAAACAAUAAUUCCUGGGAUGAGACGUUUGUUUAUCGUAUUAAGCUUGCGAAGGAAGAUAGUGGGGCGAAGAAGGGUCAGUUGUUGGUUUCUGAGUAUAAGGUUUGGGCGGAUACGGGAGCUGCGUAUCUUGCUAGGAUUGGGCGUUUGGGCGAUGAUGGGAAUAGUGGAAGAUUAAGCUUGCUUGGGGGUGGCUUGAAUGUUUAUGGGAGUUGUGGGUAA